AUGCAGGCCGCAAAGCUUGAUGGAGCUUAUCAGAGGGGAUCGUCCGUCCUAGACUUGACGAGAAGCGUACAAUACAAGAACUUGUUAUGUGCCGUUCCUGAGUUUGCUGCAUACUGUCAAUAUCCUGGGUGCAUGAAACAACCGUUGGUAAAAGCACAUGUUCAGGUCAAGGUCAAUGAGAAUUGA
This is a messenger RNA of Sclerotinia sclerotiorum 1980 UF-70, 186 nucleotides long. RefSeq lists its product with no specific name. Bases 1 to 186 code for a protein of 61 amino acids. The record is from RefSeq and is a predicted model, not a curated record. NCBI's taxonomy places the organism in Eukaryota, Fungi, Ascomycota, Leotiomycetes, Helotiales, Sclerotiniaceae. The transcript has 2 exons.